AUGGUGUUGAUAACCGAGGUGAUAAUCACCCUGUUGAUUGGACUUCUAAUCUAUCGAGCCUAUCGGUAUUUGUUCGACCGGCCUUCGUCAAACUUUCCUCCGGGGCCGCCCAGAUUACCUCUGCUCGGUGGCUAUCCAUUCCUGUUGGCCUUGAACUACCGGCAUCUACAUCAAGCCGCCGCCAAGUUAUCCCAGUAUUACGGAAGCAAAUUGAUUGGCUUGUAUCUGGGCCCACUACCGGCUGUCAUCGUGAAUGAUUACGAUACGGUCAAGGAAGUUCUCGGCCGGUCGGACUUCGAUGGACGACCGGAUUUGUUUAUGGCUAGACUGCGUGAUGAGCACUAUCAACGGAGAGGGAUUUUUUUCACCGAUGGAGAAAGCUGGCGUGAGCAGCGAAAGUUUUUCCUAAAGACGCUGCACCAGUAUGGCUUUGGACGACGCAGCCCGGAAGCGGAAGCGGACAUCAACGCCGGACUGGAGGAUUUGAUUGGCAUGCUGCGCGAUGGAGCAAAGUACGACCACGAGAAGGCGCUGGUGGACGAUGCAGGCUUCGUGCUAUGCCCGGCGGUGUUUUUUGCGCUCUUUUCCAACGUGGUGCUCAAGAUGUUAAUUGGUUCCCGGUUGGAGCGCGAAGAUCAAGGCGUACUGUUCGAACUUGGUAAAAAUUCUCUUGGCUUCCAUCGUAAUGGUGAUGACUACGGUAUGUUACUGAGCUAUAUUCCCUGGAUCCGGCAUCUUUUCCCGGAAGCGACAAAAUAUGAAUUACUGAGGAAAGUUAAUCAGAAUGCCAAUGCAGUCAUUUUAAGUUUGGCGCAAAAAUGCGAGAAAAAUUAUGACGAAAAUGACAUUCGUUGUUUCAUAGACGCGUAUAUUAAGGAGAUAAGAAGUAGUAAGAAGGGUGGUACAUCCACUGGAAGCGAUGAGUUCGGAUUUGAAUACGACCAACUGGUCAUUGGCUGCGCUGACUUUAUGGUUCCGCCAUUAUCUGCAAUUCCAGUGAAUAUUUGUCUCAUCAUCGAACGUUUACUGGAGAAUUCUGAGAUUGAGGCGAAAAUGUAUCACGAGCUUAUUGAUGUCGUUGGAUCUAGCCGUCUGCCAACCUUGGAUGAUCGUGCAAACCUCCCUUAUUGCGAAGCAGUUAUUAGAGAAGCACUCCGCAUAGACAUUUUAGUUCCAUCCGGAAUCCCUCACAUGGCAACGAAAGAUACCGAGUUAGGUGGUUAUAUUAUUCCCAAAGGAACAGUUAUUAUGAACUCGCUUGAUUACAUCCAUCAGCAAGAGGAGAUUUUCAGCAACUCAAAGAGUUUUUCACCGGAACGUUUUCUUAAUGCCGAUGGAAAACUGGCGCUUGAAUUAGAUAAAUCCUUACCAUUUGGCGCCGGUAAACGUGUCUGCGCUGGCGAAGCAUUUGCUCGUAACGCUCUCUUUCUAGCGGUUACUUCGUUGGUGCAAAACUUUACCUUCCAACUUCCAAGCGGUCAGAACAAACCUAAUUUGAAUACUCGUCUUACUGGGGUUAUACGCAGCCCAGCUGAUUUCAGACUCAAGUUUUCUACUCGCCGUUAAGCAUAAGGGCUAACCUAUUUGUGUAAUCUAAGUGUAACGUCAUUCACUUCACCAGUGAUAUUUGUUUCGCCCUUACGAAGAGUGUAUUCACAUAAUUUACAAACAAGCACAGUAUU
Molecule: messenger RNA, 1682 nt
Organism: Sabethes cyaneus
Lineage: Eukaryota; Metazoa; Arthropoda; Insecta; Diptera; Culicidae
Product: probable cytochrome P450 304a1
Exons: 4
Coding region: 1-1566 (521 amino acids)
Molecular function (GO): monooxygenase activity; oxidoreductase activity, acting on paired donors, with incorporation or reduction of molecular oxygen; heme binding
Source: RefSeq, a predicted model, not a curated record